UUGAGAAAUGCCAAAUUCUCUCCUAACAUUUUUGUAGAUGCCAUUGUUAAUAAGACGAGAGAAAAGACUUCUAAAUUGUAUACAUACAAAUACAGCUUAGCCAGAGAAUUAUUGCAACUGAGUGAAAAAAAACAAACCAAAAUGGUUACACAAAGCAUUCCAACUGUGGAUCUCUCUCCCUUCUGCCAUGAAAAUGGCAGCAACGAGGCUGUGAAGAAGAGAGCCAUAGAGGAAGUUGGCAGAGCCUGCUCUGAAUAUGGCUUUUUCCAAGUUGUGAACCAUGGUGUGCCCUUAGGUCUGUUGGCUCGUGCCCUUGAACUGUCCCAGUUAUUUUUCGAUUACCCAUUGGAAGAGAAGCUCAAAGCCAGUCCCAUUCCAGGAGCACCACUUUCUUUGGGAUAUACCAAGCAGAUUGAGCACUUGACUGAUAAUAACGAGUACAUACUCAUGUUCACACCUGAGUCAAGCUUCAAUGUCUAUCCUGAAAAUCCCCCUGAAUACCGGUAUUUUUUACUACUUACAAGUGAUUUUUUUUAGGAAAAUGAUUCACACCUAAGUCAAGCUUCAAUGUCUACCCUGAAAAUGCCCCUGAAUACCGGUAUUUUUUACUACUUACAAGUGAUUUUUUUUAGGAAAAUGAUUUUCCUCCCGAAUUUUUCUCC
Messenger RNA from Camellia sinensis, 662 nucleotides. The record is from RefSeq and is a predicted model, not a curated record. Lineage: Eukaryota; Viridiplantae; Streptophyta; Magnoliopsida; Ericales; Theaceae.